Sarcophilus harrisii (Tasmanian devil) is the source of this 1122-nucleotide messenger RNA. It is a transcript of the gene ZDHHC24, whose product is annotated as zinc finger DHHC-type containing 24. Gene Ontology annotation, biological process: peptidyl-L-cysteine S-palmitoylation; protein targeting to membrane. Lineage: Eukaryota; Metazoa; Chordata; Mammalia; Dasyuromorphia; Dasyuridae. Gene Ontology annotation, cellular component: endoplasmic reticulum; Golgi apparatus. The transcript is spliced from 3 exons. The coding region runs from base 58 to 885 and encodes 275 amino acids. The record is from RefSeq and is a predicted model, not a curated record. Gene Ontology annotation, molecular function: protein-cysteine S-palmitoyltransferase activity.
GCGCUGGCGGCGGCGGAGGCCGCGGGAGGCCCUUCGGGCGACGACGGGCGGCGGGCCAUGGGCGCGGUGUGGGCCGCGGGCGGCGGCCGGGGCCCGCGGCUGCCGCUGCUGCUGACGGCGCUGUGGGCGGCCGCCGUGGCGCUGGAGCUGGCCUACGUGCUGCUGCACGGGCCGGGGCUGCCGGCCGCGGGGCCUCUGGCGCGGGCGCUGCACCUGCUGCUGGCCGCCUUCCAGCUGCUCAACGUGCUGGGCAACGCGGCCCUCUUCCUGCUCCGGGACCCGGGCAUCGGCGGCGUGGUGCUGGCGGGCCGGGCGCUGGGCCGCGGCUGGGACUACUGCUACCAGUGCCAGAGCCAGGUCCCCCCGCGCAGCGGGCACUGCCCGGCCUGCAGGGUCUGCGUCCUGCGCCGGGACCACCACUGCCUGCUGCUGGGGCGCUGUGUGGGCUUCAGCAACUACCGGCCCUUCCUGUGUCUGCUGCUCCACGGGGCCGGCCUGCUGCUGCACGUCACGGCCCUGCUGGGCCCGGCCCUGGGCCUCCUGCUGCGGGCGCACUCCCAGCUGCAUGCCGUGACGCUGCUGCUGCUGCCCUGGCUCAUGCUGCUCACCGGUGGCGUGUCCCCGGCCCAGUUUGCCCUGGCCUUCAUAGCUGACACGUGUGUGGCGGGUGCCCUGCUCUGCGGGGCCGGGCUCCUCUUCCAUGGGAUGCUGCUGCUGCGCGGCCAGACCACCCGCGAGUGGGCCCACGGGCAGCGCCUCUACGACCUGGGCCCCCGCCGGAACAUGGAGGCCGCCCUGGGCUCCCGCUGGCUCCUGGUGUGGCUCUGGCCCUUCCUGUCCUCCCCGCUGCCUGGGGACGGCAUCACCUUCCAGACCGCCGACUGAGGAGCGUCGCCCGGGGGGAGCACACACUGGGGGCCGAGGAGCGUCGCGGGCCGCUCCCCGCCCGCCUGAGCCCCCCAGGUUUGCGCCCCCACCCAGCAGGGCCCUCCCCUCCCCCUGCCUGCCUGGCCCUUGAGCCCUGCAUUCGGUUCUCCCUGACGCUGCCCCUGCCCCCAAGGCUGGGCCCAGGGCGGGCUGUCGGCCCCAGUCCCCGCUACAAUAAAGCCUUGAAGUUACUCC